CCCCCUGCGACGUUCAAUCAUCAGGCGUCAAAUCAACAGGUGACCCCGACGUGUUCAGCCGAGAGCUGCAGUUCAACUUCCACUUCACUUUCCUCAAAUCCCUUUAAGUGCUUUAAUGGGAUUUAGCUGGUCUUUACAUCCGACGACCUUUAAGCAGCCCAGUUUCAAUUCCUACAGCAAAAAGAUGCUUACAGUAUAAUUAGGUCGUUUAUGGAAGGGGAGUAAAUCCGCAGACGUUAAGAAGGAUCGGGCCAUUUGUCGAGUCCCCCAGAGCGAGACCGCCACUCUUGAUGUCUCAAUGUAGGAAAGGUCACAACUUUAAGCCGUGGGGAGACUUUUGAAUUAUUUUAUCGCUGGUGCUUGGAAAACGAAAUGGUGUUUUCACAGCGAUAUGUGACUUGAAUAAGUAAGUUUUCAAGAUUAAAAACGGCUGAAAUGGUAAAUCAUAAAUAUGAGCAGGAAAGUUGAUGUUUUAAAUCUAAUAUCUACACAAGUCAGUAUUUAAUAGCGUGUUAUUAUACAUGAAAUAUUCAAGCAGAAUCUGUAUUGUUGUUAGCGUAAUUUUACAACAGACAUGAAUCGUUUUUAAAAGUCAGAUCUCUGUGUGUGUACUUUUUUGCAACUCGCAACGAGUUCUUGGAAACACCUACUUGUGGGGACAUUUUGCAUUGUAGGGGCUUUAACACAGACAUUUUGAUUGGAUUUAAAGUCCUGUUUGAGGUUAGCUAUUUGUUUUGUAUGGUUAGGUGUGGGGUGUGAGGCAGGGGGAGGCAUGACAGCAAUGAGUGGCCCCCACAAGGAUAGAUAUGUCGAGUAGAAAAAAACAUAGACAGAAGCUUCAGAUGGAAAAAGCAGAACCAAAGAAAAGAUUCCACUACAGGUAGAGAAAAUGAACGAAAUAAGAGGUUCAGUGAUCCGUUAUGAUCAGUGUCGUUCGACCUUUUGACCUGUGGCUGGCAAGUCAUCAGACUCCAUUCACAAACUCUCCAGUUGUCUGUGAUACCCCCACCUCUUCCUGCUUUUCUUCUGGCUGUUUAAUAUUCACUGGCCAGACUGUCUGUGUCUUCUUGAAAAGCUGCGGUCCGCCACGUUCCAUAUUAACAUAUUGCUGUCAGUCCCCCCUCCCGAAACCCCACCCUGUCGUCCUGCACUGAUGUUAGUGGAGAGUGAAAGAUCAGAGGGGCAACCGUGUCCUCCGUCUACAUCAAGAGUGUGGUCGGCAGGCAGGAAGUGGGGGCUGCCGCUGCUUUGAUGGUCACACUUUCUCAGAUGUGUCGCUGUCGCCUGUCUCGCCGUGUCUCUGCUCGAGGAAAAGCAGGCCUGAUAAGUCGCCUAAACACGCACUGAUGCACACGCAUUGGCACCCCCUCGCCCGCCACCUCUCCGAGUCUGAACGGGUCAAUCCACCUUUCCACUUUACUGUCACUGAUAACCAGUUCUGGCAUGUGGCGGCGCCAAGCUUUUUGUUUUUCACUCAAGCUUGUCAUGCAGCCGCUGAGGUGUUUGUGUGUGGGUGCAUGUGGUGUCCCUGGCCAGACUGCAGAGUUGCUUACAUUGUUAUUCUAAACAGGGUGUGUUUUCAGUCUUCCUCGUCGCUCCGCCAAACCAUCCGUCACUCCGGGUUACAAAACUGUGAACUUGACACAUUUGUCUCCGAAGGCCUGCCCUGACGGUGCGCAGGAAAUAGCCAAGCACAGUGUCACGUUUGAGUCCUUUGAAAGUCUACAGUGAGAGAAGCUUGGUGAAAGGUGUGGGGUUCUGCAAAGCAGUCAGUCCCAGCCAUUCAGGGUAACCACAGCCUUGAUGCCGAGUCACCGACUUUCCUUCCGUUGACUUCUAUUGAUAGACCACCGCAGACGAUGAACACGCCACAAGAGCUUCUGUUUUGGCAGAAAUGCCUUCACAGGUUUUCAGCUGGAUGCUGUGUGCAACAUUGACAAAUAGCAUCUGUACCAACUCCAUUUGUCAGUUAUUCAAUGCUGAGAGUUUUGAAGAGAAAAGCUUGUUGUUGCUUGUUUAUAGUUUAGUUAGUAUGAAAAAAUUACAUUACAUUUUCUGUCUCAAUUAUGUUUUGAAUAUUAGUGACAUGUCAGAAUUUGUCAUGGUGUUAGCCUUGGCUCAUUGGUUCUGACUUACCCGUUUUGACUCUGUAUUUCAUGAUAGUACAACCUUGACAGAGAACGUUUCCAGAGGCCGCUCGUAUUGAGCAAUAUUGGCUUGAGUAAAUAAUCAGUAGUGGCAGGCUUAUUGGUGUUGUCUUUUCUAAUCAUCAGGUGUUGUCCCGGGAGAUCAUUUAUAUUAAAUUCAUAUAAAGAAUAGGAAGAUUUUUCAUGUUCAGAUGUUGUAUAAGCAAUAUCUUAAAUGAGAAAAGUACUCAGAGAGCGCAGAGCUAUAAACUACACAGUUCUCACCCAAUAUUAUUGAUGUUAUAUUAUCCAUCUAAUGACAUGCAUGUUUUUGGGUUAGGGUUAGUACUAAUGUAGUAAUUCCAUUGAUAUCAUUAAUAAUUAUUCAAAUAAUCUUCAGUGUUCUGGAACUCGCUCGCACAACAUGCACACUGAACAGCAACAAUUUAGUGCAGCACAUGCUGCAAAUCUGACAGCAGAGAGUGACAAGUCCUUCAGCAGAUUUGUGGGUGCCCAUGGUGAUCUGGAACGCUACCAAGAUCAUCUGGUCCCAUUUUCAACACCUGAAGAUUUCAUGUGAAUUCAGUUUUUUUAAUGCACUCACACAUUGACAUUUUGUUUAUGCAGUUCAUUCCCAAUUGCUUGUGCCGAUAUAUGAUCAUAGUGAUAAUAAUAAAACUUGAUUCACACAAACGCAGCAGUGUUGAAUGAAACACAAAUCUGUUGUCAUUGAACAAUGUCACUUGAUAACAUUCUAUAAAUAUUUGGACCCAUCUCUAGUCUAAACUAAUACUAGCAAUGGAAUUGGUCUCUUUGACGUUGAGAUGUUUUCGUGAUGAGUAUCCACAUAAAUGCAUUCUUUUUCUCAGUUCUGAUAAGAUGGCAGAAUGCCUGAGUUCACCAGAUUGAUAUGUACGAAGUGAGCAGCCUUGCUCAAGGGCAGGUUGUCUGUGUGGAUGAUUGGUAACAAGCAAUUGGUGAGUCGCUCUUCGACAACCUGAUGUGGUUUUUGAGUGUUUAUUUGGCUGCAGCGUCGUAAACGAAACACACUGCAGUUGUUCCACAUCACUUAUGGCGUUGGUCACACUGCGCCGGUGGCAACAGUUUCGGGGUGUAGGAGCAGGGAGGUGGGCUAUUCUUAAACACAGUGGAUUCAGAUCAGAAAUAAAAAAUGGGAGAAGAAAAAGAAAGAGGAGGGAAAAAGGGGGAGGAGGGAUCCUGCAUGAGUGUGUUCUGCGUGUGGAUGAAGUGAAUUGAACACAACCGGGGAGUAAAAGACCUCUGCGUGCUGGAGCCGGAGCUUUUAUCAGGAUUUUUUUUCCCCAUUUAAAUCAUCAGCUGAGACAAAGAUCUUCAGCGACAGAGAGUGAAAGAGAGAGAGGGAGUGAAUAGAUGACAGCCGAGGAAGCGGCACGCUGAGUUUCCAGCCGUCGCACUCUGUUCUUCCUGGGAGAUUUUUUUUUUUUUAAAGGACAAAAGCCGUCCCUCUUCAUCCUGAUACCAUCUCCAGUGAAAGGACACCACUGCUGGACGGUGCGAUUCCUCCCUCGCAGGCAUGGAGGGAUGACGAUGAUGCUCUGCAAAAACCCCUUCCUCUCAUCUACACACCAAGAAGAGCAACUCCGCUGAGAGGGGGAGGGUGAAUUCCCUCUGUGGAUUAUCGUGGAUGGUCCUGACACUUCCUCUUUUUUGGGUAUUUUCUCUCCUCUUGCCCCCCCGCCCUCCUCCCGUGCGCUCGCAACUCUGCACUGUGAUGUGUAGUUUGUAAGCCGAAGAAUGUGGAGGCAACAUUUUCCAGGUAUUCGGCCUCAAAUCAUGAACGGGCCAAUGCACCCUCGCCCCCUGGUGGCAUUGCUGGACGGGCGCGACUGCACCGUGGAGAUGCCCAUCCUGAAGGACCUGGCCACUGUGGCGUUCUGCGACGCUCAGUCCACACAGGAGAUUCAUGAGAAGGUGCUGAAUGAGGCAGUCGGCGCCAUGAUGUACCACACCAUCACCCUGACCAGAGAAGACCUGGAGAAGUUCAAAGCUUUACGCAUCAUCAUCCGUAUCGGCAGCGGCUACGACAACAUCGACAUCAAGGCUGCAGGAGAGCUGGGUAUCGCUGUCUGCAACAUUCCCUCCGCAGCAGUGGAAGAAACAGCCGACUCCACCAUUUGCCACAUCCUCAACCUCUACCGACGGAACACCUGGCUGUACCAGGCUCUCCGGGAGGGCACGCGGGUCCAGAGCGUGGAGCAGAUACGUGAGGUGGCGUCUGGUGCCGCUCGCAUUCGUGGUGAAACUCUGGGGCUGAUCGGCUUCGGUCGUUCGGGGCAGGCGGUGGCUGUGCGAGCGAAGGUGUUCGGCUUUAACGUCAUCUUCUACGACCCGUACCUGCAGGACGGCCUUGAGCGCUCGCUGGGCGUCCAGCGCGUUUACACACUGCAGGACCUCCUGUACCAGAGCGACUGCGUGUCUCUGCACUGCAACCUGAACGAACACAACCACCACCUCAUCAACGACUUCACCAUCAAACAGAUGCGUCAGGGAGCGUUCCUGGUCAACACGGCCCGAGGAGGUCUGGUGGACGAGAAAGCUCUGGCUCAGGCGCUGAAGGAGGGACGGAUACGUGGCGCCGCCCUGGACGUGCAUGAGACUGAGCCUUUCAGCUUCGCUCAGGGUCCUCUGAAGGAUGCCCCCAACCUCAUCUGCACCCCCCACACCGCCUGGUACAGCGAGCAGGCGUCUCUGGAGAUGAGAGAGGCGGCAGCCACCGAGAUCCGGCGAGCUAUCACCGGUCGCAUCCCAGACAGUCUAAGAAACUGCGUCAACAAAGAGUUCUUCGUCACCUCGGCACCGUGGGCAGUUAUGGACCAACCUGGUGUUCACCCCGAGCUCAAUGGCGCCGCCUACAGAUACCCGGCCGGUGUGGUGGGAGUUGCUCCGGGCGGCCUCCCGGGAGCGUUGGAGGGCAUGGUGCCCGGAGGAGUGCCCAUUGCCCACACCCUGCCCUCUGGAACCCAUCCCUCGCAGGCGCCUUCACCCAACCAGCCCUCAAAACACGGGGAGACCAGAGAACACCUCACCGAGCAAUAGCAGCAGAAGGGAAGAACAUGACCCGGCCCGCCAGAACCCACCGGUCACAACUGGGACCAAGAGACAAUGAAACAACGUGGCUGCCUGUCCAUCGCUCUCAAACUGGAACUAACCAAGAAAGCGUUCCAGGAAUUUCUACUUUUACUGUUUUAGUUUUGUCUAUUUGGGUUUUUUCGCUUUGAUUAUGAUGAUGAUAUUGGAUUUUCUUGUCAUUUUGUUUUUCGGGACGGAGCACCCCAGUCUCACCCUUAGACACUCGUGGGUAACAAACGUCUCUGGCAACCAACAGGAGAACAAACUUGGGCAUCAUGUGCUACUGGACCUUCCUCCUAACCUUUUGACGCUCCUUAUUAGUGUCGUUGAGCUCCAAAUUAUUCCUUUGAUGUGUGAGAGACUUUAUACAUUUAUCAUUUGUCACGCGAGAACAUCACUUUUGGUAAUCGAGAGCGAGUUCUAAUCCUUUCCUGGCGAUAACUUUUAGAAAGUUUAACACCAACACAAAAACUAAGAAAUCAUUUCAAAGUCGUUCAUAUCACUUGGAUGAAAAUGCACUUUGAGUCAAGUCAUGUGAACAUGUACAUCACCUCCGAAUCGAUUGCGCCGCUCUCUUACGCUGUUUUACAUAUGAAUUUGAGGCAUCAUUGUGAGCAAAUCACUUUUCCAACAUUUUGACCAGUUGGUGAAAUCUGAAUUUUAGUCUUUGUCAAGUCGACAAAAUGGAUUUCAACUUACCAACCGACUGCAUUUGAUGUGGACAGACGAGGAUUGUUCACGACACAAGCGCACAUGUGCUCCUGACAAACAGGAAAAAGUUGAGCUAACAUUUCUUAAAAACUCAGGAAAAACACUUUCAGUUACGUCCCAGGAUUAAAAGGAAAAAAAAAAGAAAAAGCAAAACAUCGGGUUAGUCUCGAUAUUUUCCCUCAUCUCAUCCAUUGUGGCAUUUUCUAAAUGAGGCAAUUCUUUGGUGUUGAAGAGUUUUCAAAAGUCCUGUUAGAGAUUUGUAGUUUAAUGUUCCUCCUGGUAGUCCUACAGUACGUGCUCCGCCUUUGUUCUACUGAAGGUCCGGCGGUCCUGUUCUCUGGAAGAGCAAUGGCAGAAACGUAGAGUCCCGGCGAUAGCAGAAGUGGCAGCCAGCAGUACGUUUCGUUUCUUUUUGUUGUUUUUAGUGUGAGUAUUUGUAUUUGUUUCUUGUACCAGGUGAACAUUUAGCAUUUCAGUGCAGUUCAAAUAAAAAAAUGAUUCUGACA
Messenger RNA from Synchiropus splendidus (mandarinfish), 6454 nucleotides. RefSeq names its product C-terminal binding protein 2, like (gene ctbp2l). The coding region runs from base 3903 to 5204 and encodes 433 amino acids. NCBI's taxonomy places the organism in Eukaryota, Metazoa, Chordata, Actinopteri, Syngnathiformes, Callionymidae. The record is from RefSeq and is a predicted model, not a curated record. The transcript has 9 exons. Gene Ontology annotation, molecular function: NAD binding; oxidoreductase activity, acting on the CH-OH group of donors, NAD or NADP as acceptor; transcription corepressor activity.